UUUGCACGAAACUUGGUGCCAGGUAAAGACUGCACUAACCUUUCUUAGUAAAUUAAUAAGGUAACAAGAGAAAAUGGUAAAAUUUUGUUUCCUUCUCAAAGGAUUAAUUUAUAGUUGUCAUGAUUUUUUUUGUUUUUUUUUUUUGGUUCCUAACUAAUGUCUUUCUGUUCCAAGCAGGAGUAUAAUAUGGAUUCAGAGCUCAAGGAUUAUUAUAACAAAACAUUUGCUGGUGAGAACAAUACUGCUGCUCUUCAGAACUCUGAUUUCCCAGUCUGGGAUGACUAUAAAAGCAGUGUUGAUGACUUGCAGUAUUUUUUGAUUGGACUCUAUACACUUGUAAGUCUUCUUGGUUUUAUGGGGAAUCUACUUAUUUUGAUGGCUCUCAUGAGGAAGCGAAAUCAGAAGACUACAGUCAACUUCCUCAUAGGGAACCUGGCCUUCUCUGAUAUCUUGGUUGUGCUGUUUUGCUCACCUUUCACACUGACCUCGGUCUUGCUGGAUCAGUGGAUGUUUGGCAGGGUCAUGUGUCACAUUAUGCCUUUCCUUCAAUGUGUGACGGUUCUGGUUUCCACUUUAAUUUUAAUAUCCAUCGCCAUUGUCAGGUAUCAUAUGAUAAAACAUCCUGUAUCUAAUCAUUUAACGGCUAACCAUGGCUAUUUCCUGAUCGCCACUGUCUGGACACUGGGUUUUGCAAUGUGUUCUCCUCUCCCAGUGUUUCACAGCCUCGUGGAACUUCAGGAGACCUUUGGCUCGGCAUUGCUGAGCAACAGGUAUCUAUGUGUCGAGUCAUGGCCAUCUGAUGCAUAUCGAAUUGCUUUCACUAUCUGUUUAUUGCUUGUUCAGUAUAUUCUGCCCUUAGUCUGUCUAACUGUAAGUCAUACUAGUGUCUGCAGGAGUAUAAGCUGUGGAUUGUCCAACAAAGAAAACCAACUGGAAGAAAAGGAGAUGAUCAACUUAACUCUCCAUCCUUCCCAAAAGAGUGGGCCCCAAGUGAAGCUCCCCAGCAGCCAGAAGUGGAGCUACUCAUUCAUCAGGAAGCACAGAAGGCGGUACAGCAAGAAGACGGCCUGUGUGCUGCCCGCCCCAGCCAGGCCGCCUCUGGAGAACCGCCCCGGAAGGCUUCUGGAGCACGCGGGCUCCAGGAAGAGUCCGCUCCCUUCAUCCAGUAAGUUCGUACCAGGGGUGCCCACCUGCUUUGAGGUGAGACCGGAAGAAAACUCAGAUGUUCAUGAAAUGAGAGUAAACCAGUCUAUCAUGAGAAUUAAAAAGAGAUCUCGAAGCGUUUUCUACAGGCUGACUAUCUUGAUACUAGUGUUUGCGGUGAGCUGGAUGCCUCUACACCUUUUCCACGUGGUGACCGAUUUUAAUGAUAACCUGAUCUCAAACAGACAUUUCAAGUUGGUGUAUUGCAUAUGUCACUUGCUAGGCAUGAUGUCCUGUUGUCUUAAUCCAAUUCUGUAUGGAUUUCUUAAUAAUGGAAUCAAAGCUGACUUAAGGUCUCUUAUACACUGUCUGCAUAUGUCAUAAUUCUCAGCGUUUACUAAGGAGAAAAAAAGUGUGGUGAUCACCUAAAAUAUAUUCAUAGUAACUAUGUAUUUAAAAUCAACAAAUUCUGUUAACAUGUGGAGUUUAUGUAAAAGGGCUGUGGAUUUGGAUGUCAGUUCAUAAUAUAUAGAAGAUAAUCUUAACGUGCUAUGUAAGAUAAAUUCAUUUAGUUGUGUAAAGUCGUUGUCAAUCCAGUCUGUAAUUUCAUUUUAAAGAGUAGUUAUAUUACCUUCUAUUUCAGCUUGUCUGUAAACUAAUG
Capra hircus (goat) is the source of this 1804-nucleotide messenger RNA. RefSeq names its product neuropeptide Y receptor Y5 (gene NPY5R). The record is from RefSeq and is a predicted model, not a curated record. Gene Ontology annotation, biological process: G protein-coupled receptor signaling pathway. Gene Ontology annotation, cellular component: neuron projection; plasma membrane. The coding region runs from base 157 to 1527 and encodes 456 amino acids. The transcript has a single exon. Gene Ontology annotation, molecular function: neuropeptide Y receptor activity; neuropeptide binding. NCBI's taxonomy places the organism in Eukaryota, Metazoa, Chordata, Mammalia, Artiodactyla, Bovidae.